CAAGGGGCCAUGGACGGCAGAGGAGGACCAGAUCAUUCUGCGAUGUGUUCAGGAAGGAAAUUUGAAAUGGGCGGCGAUCGCAGACUUAAUCCCGGGCCGCCUGGGGAAGCAAUGCCGGGAGCGGUGGUA
Molecule: messenger RNA, 129 nt
Organism: Nannochloropsis gaditana CCMP526
Exons: 1
Source: RefSeq, a predicted model, not a curated record